AUAACAGAAGAAUGCGCUUCCUCUUGGUUUAUACAAUGCAAAGGCUUUACAAACACUGUAUCUGUGGGAAAGUGUUUUCGCUGAGACUCUUACCCAGUUUAGAUCAAAAGUCAUUUCAAAUUGAUCCCAAUUGUGGAGAGUGUAAAUUGAAUUAAGUACGUGUGUUAAUGGGGUUGUAGACCGUGGGUCACCGUAAGUGAUAAAUUUGAGCAAAAUGUGUUGUCAUAAUGGCAAUAAUUAUGUUGCAUUGGUGAUGUGUGAGUAAUGCUCAUAGUGUGUCAAUUCAGGUUUAUGUAAGACAUUAGUACUUUUUUUUUUAAGGGAAGAAAAGGAUAAUUUGUCAAUAAAAUAAGCUCCAGUAAAACCAGCUUUUUGUUGAGCUGAAUAUCAUUAAUUGUGGAGAAAAUAAUCCCCCAUAUGAUGUGGGAAUAGCGAACAUUUCACUCAAAUUUCCCCAUAAGUUUUUAGUUUCAGUUGGUUUGAGAUUUAGUGCCCGUGAAUGCCAAUUUGUUCAGUGAGCUCUCAAACCCUGUGGAUGGGGACAGGGUCAUUUUGAAAGAAAGCACUCCACCCAGGGUUGGAAUUUUUAUCGAUUUGCAAUGACCCUCCUGUCUAAAGGAAAAAAUGGACCCAAACCGUGCCAGCAGAAAUGCCUCGUACUGCACAACUGGCAACAUUUUGCCUUUCAUAUAUGAUCUAAUUCUACAAAAUUAUGAUUUAUUUAGUUCAGUUUAUGCCCAGCAGUAUUAAUGCUUUUGGUUUUCGAAAGGCUUCAGGCUGCUUUGCCCUGAAAAUGACUGCCAUGUUUGAUUGCCUUAUAUGUUUUUCUGCAAUGAGGGGAAAAAUAUUUAUUUUGGAUAAUGUAGGAUAAUUGACAACUUAAGUUUUUAAGUGUUUGAGUUGAUACUACCUAAUGCUAUGAUAAUGCUAUGAGAAAAGCAGCAGUGGGUAUCGUUAGCCGUAAACUGGGACUGGAAGAUUGGCUAAAAUCCUUAAGGUCUGGUGUAAGGGAACACUUUUGCUAGUAAGUUAUGACUGGUCAACCGAAACGCUACACCGGUGCUAAUUCCGCAAAUAUAUCCACGCAUCUGACCUGAGCUGGACAUGGAACUCGAUGGGAACGCAGUGUCACGCCCAGACUUUCCUCUGCAGUGAAACAACGCCUCCAUUUGCCCCAUCGUGCCAUAGGAUGUCCCGUAGCCCUGAGGUGAAAGAGGAUCCAAUGGAGUGCCCUCUCUGCAUGGAGCCCUUGGAGAUAGAUGACGUUAACUUCUUUCCAUGCACCUGCGGCUACCAAAUCUGCCGUUUCUGCUGGCAUCGUAUCCGCACAGACGAGAACGGCCUCUGUCCCGCUUGCAGAAAGCCCUAUCCAGAAGACCCAGCUGUAUACAAGCCCUUGUCUCAGGAAGAGCUACAGAGGAUAAAGAACGAGAAGAAGCAGAAGCAGAACGAGCGCAAGCAGAAGAUCACAGAGAACCGCAAACACUUGGCCAGUGUACGUGUCGUCCAGAGGAACCUGGUGUUUGUGGUGGGACUAUCACAAAGGCUUGCUGACCCAGAGGUCUUAAAGAGGCCCGAAUAUUUUGGGAAGUUUGGGAAGAUCCAUAAAGUGGUCAUCAACAACAGCACCUCAUAUGCUGGCUCACAGGGUCCUAGCGCUAGUGCCUAUGUCACUUAUAUUCGGUCAGAAGAUGCCCUUCGAGCUAUACAGUGUGUCAACAAUGUAGUAGUAGAUGGCAGAACUUUAAAGGCAUCUUUAGGUACAACAAAGUACUGCAGUUACUUUCUAAAAAGCAUGCAGUGUCCCAAACCAGACUGCAUGUAUCUACACGAGCUAGGGGACGAGGCAGCCAGUUUCACAAAAGAGGAGAUGCAGGCAGGAAAGCAUCAGGAAUAUGAACAGAAGCUUUUACAAGAGCUCUACAAAAUGAACCCGAACUUCUUGCAGACUGGGACUGGGGAAAAGGCAAAAAACAAGUCAGGCUCUGCACAGAGUUCUAAUAAUGUCAAUAAAGAUGCAUGGCCAUCGUUACAGCCCAUGGGAAAGACGCCCAAUGGGCUUCCAGAACCCGGAAAAAGCCCGCCUCUGGAUGGAGGCUCAGACUGUGAGCACUUGACUCCUGAUGGGCCGGACUCUGAACUGGGCCUUGGACCUCUCCCAGCCCUCUUGCCUUUCUCUUCAAACUGUGAACCUGCUAGUCCAAUUGAAAAACCAACAGAAGCCAUCAGUAUAGGAAAUGGAGAGAUACCACAGAUUCUCUCCAGUGACUCACCAUCGCCCCCUCCAGGCUUGACCAAGCCGUGUUUGGUAGUGCCUCCCAAUGUUGCUGGUUUAACAGUGCGGUCACCCUUUGAGGGGGCAGGAACCGAGUCGCAGUCUCUGUUCUCUGACAACAGCAACUUUAGACAUCCAAACCCUAUCCCUAGUAGCAGCAGUGUUCCUGGGUUCCCAAGUUCCACACAAAGUAAUACAGACUGGCCUACUGCUCCAGAACCACAGAGUCUGUUUACAUCAGAUACCAUACCAGUCUCAUCCUCCACAGACUGGCAAGCGGCCUUUGGCUUUGGCGCUUCCUCCAAGCAGCAGGAGGAUGACCUUGGCUUUGACCCGUUCGACAUCACGAGCAAGGCGCUGGCUGACCUCAUCGAGAAAGAGCUUACAGUACAGGACAAAACCCCAUUGCCCAUGAGCCAUUUGACCCCAGCGCCAGGUUUUCCCCCCCAUUUUCCCAGCUCGCUUCACAGUGCCAAGGGCCCCAUGCUGCCUCCUGUCUCGGUCACACACCUCCCCCCGAACUGUGGGCUGGCCCCGCGAGCCUUCCCCCACCAUCUCCAACAUCCCCAUCUUUCCCAGCGCCCUGGCUACGCCACAUUUACCUUGCCCGGGCACACACAGACGCUGACAUCUCGUCACAGCUGGCUGUCCAUGACCGCACGCGCCAACUUCCCACACCUGAACCACACAGCACAACACAACAGCAGCUUCUUGGACUUGAGUUUGCCACCACAGCAACAGCAUAGUACAGGUCUAGGAGGAAUCCCCAUUACAGAAAACAGCAAUUCAGUAGAGAGUUUAAAUGUCAAAGAGUGGCAAGAUGGCCUUCGAGCUCUUUUACCCAACAUCAACAUCAAUUUCGGUGGCUUGCCCAACUCCUCGUCUUCCUCAUCUUCAUCCUCAUCCUCUUCAUCCUCCUCCUCCGGCGUGAACCACACAGGGGGCAUGACGCACAGCCUGAGCUGGGACGGCACGGCCAGCUGGAUGGACCCAGCAAUCAUCACAGGUGUCCCAGCAUCCUCAGCCAACUGCCUGGACUCUCUUCAGGACGACAGUCCUCCACAUUGGCUAAAAUCCCUGCAGACCCUGACAGAGAUGGACGUGCCCUCUGGCUCCUCAGUACACCCUCAGCCCUCACACAGUACACCCUUUAGUGCCCAGAUGUCUCUGCAUAGAGCCAGCUGGGCACCCUACCUGCCCCCAGGCACUGCCAGUGCUGCUAGCCAGUUCCACUCUCCCCCACCAGGCUUCCAGACAGCGUUCAGAGCCUCAGCUCAGCCCCCCACAGACCUGCUGCAGAGUGCCGGACUGGACCGCCACUAGGGACCGGGACAAUAAAAACCCCCUUCCUUUACUCAAAGAAAACCCAACACGCAGAGCAAGAAGAAUAAAUAUGAAAAAACAAUCCUGUUAACAAAGUAAUUAUUGGAUUACGUAUUCUUAUAUUUUUUUCCCUUCCACUUUUUUGUCCUUUUGACCUUAAUUUAACUCUUGGUUUCACAUUUUCUUUGGUUUAGUGUUCAGCUCCUGUUGCCCGAGUGCUCUUAUCCCAGUGUAAGCAAGAAAGCUCUUGAACAAAGUAUUACUAUUGAGAGUUAAGUAAGAAUCUUGGUGAGGACGAAACAGGUGUCUAUGUGGAAAUGAUGACUACAGUGUUUUACUGAAAGUCGAGUGUGUCGAUCAAAUCUGCCUUUAAAUCUAUACCAUAUAAUCCCUGUUUUCUGUCUGGGUGCACUUACGAGGCUCUUUUUAAUAAUCUUAUAAGGCCGUGACACAAAACAAAACAAAAAAUCAUGCAAUGAUCCAACAAAUCUGUAGUUUUCCCUUUUGUAGUUUCAACUUCCCUGAGAGCCUGGAUGAAGAGUAAUGGAGAAAUCUGUGGGCUUUUUUUCCUCAAUGAAUGUAGAGUCUUUAACUCUGUUUUCUUUAUUAGUAAAGAGGCCUUUAAGAAGUUAACUCUGAGCUUGGUUACAGCUUAUGCAUUAUGCCUUAAUAAAAUAAACAUCUAGGAUGUGUCCUCAGUUAUACUCCCCUUUUUCUACAUUUGGUCUUUCAGGUACUUGUUCAUGACCCUCCUCUCAGCUGACUGCUACCAGGAUGGGCAAGAGACUUUCCAGCUGCAACACUGGGCGUAACCUCUGUAUCAGAGUGCAGUGCAUUGCAAAGUGAAAAGCCGGAAGCCUCUAUUUUAAAGAACAAGCAAGCUGUCAGACGCUUUUCAAAAAAGGGGUAGGGGUAGAGGUGGAGCACCACCAUGUGGUGAUUUUCAUAGCUGCCAUUAUUGAAAUCGGACAUAAUGAAAGACGUACGUUUCUAGAACGUAUAUAUUCUCCCUUGAAUCAACACUUUUUCGAGGAGAUGUCGCUGGAUGUGUUUCAUGCAAACUCUGAGAGUUAGCUUCGAGACAAAAUCAUGAUCCCUCUCUAUUCUUCAAUGAGAAAAGCACCCAUGUGUGGGUUUUUUUUUUUUGCACUGAUGGGCGUCGGACAGACGAAAAACCUGUUAGGGGUGCAAGCAGCAUUUCAGUGAUGUAAAGAAAAUUCAGUUGUUAAUUCGACUUGCUCUGAAGCCCAUUUUAAAAUUGUCAGAAAAGAUAACAGGAAAGUGAUUGUGUUUGUUUUUAUCACAGCCGACAUAAUCUGGCCAUGUUGUUGAUGAAAGCUGGGAUAGCAGCACUGGGGCAACAGAGUCCCACCCCUAUGCCCCUUAACACAGGGCUUUACCAGAGGUCCUAAAAAUGCAUUCUUCUUCUACUUCUGCCUCAUUUAAUGUUCUUUUAAUGGUCUUAAUUCUGUAUCACUUGUGUAGGUUCUUGCCACUGUUCAGUGUUCAGCAGUAUUCAAGAGCAGUGAUUAAAUUAAAAAUCAAGAUUAAAAAUAAAACCAAUACAAUUUAAUUAUGGGUUUUACUCAGUGCUGAAGAUUAAGAGCAAAAGAAGAGUAAAAGGAAUUGUAUCUCUGCAGGUCUGCAAGAAAAAGACAACGGUCUUUAAUAAAAGGUUAAAUAUGAA
Messenger RNA from Silurus meridionalis, 5285 nucleotides. RefSeq names its product CCR4-NOT transcription complex, subunit 4b (gene cnot4b). Gene Ontology annotation, cellular component: CCR4-NOT complex. The record is from RefSeq and is a predicted model, not a curated record. The coding region runs from base 1115 to 3598 and encodes 827 amino acids. NCBI's taxonomy places the organism in Eukaryota, Metazoa, Chordata, Actinopteri, Siluriformes, Siluridae. The transcript has 13 exons. Gene Ontology annotation, molecular function: RNA binding; ubiquitin-protein transferase activity; metal ion binding. Gene Ontology annotation, biological process: protein ubiquitination.